Mirounga angustirostris (Northern elephant seal) is the source of this 6171-nucleotide messenger RNA. RefSeq names its product zinc finger protein 285 (gene ZNF285). Gene Ontology annotation, cellular component: nucleus. Lineage: Eukaryota; Metazoa; Chordata; Mammalia; Carnivora; Phocidae. The transcript has 5 exons. Gene Ontology annotation, biological process: regulation of transcription by RNA polymerase II. The record is from RefSeq and is a predicted model, not a curated record. The coding region runs from base 1242 to 2774 and encodes 510 amino acids. Gene Ontology annotation, molecular function: RNA polymerase II cis-regulatory region sequence-specific DNA binding; DNA-binding transcription factor activity, RNA polymerase II-specific.
AUUUUAGUCAUGGGGUGGGCUUAACCAAAGAACACAUGUAGACACCGUCCCUGCCCCUCAGACCCUCAAGGUUUGUGGUUGAUAUGUUAAGCUCUCUAAAUGGAUUUCCAAAGGAGGACCACAAAUUUUUUUUUCUGUAGUUUUAUUGUAUGCAUUUUUUAAAAGCUCCAAAAUUUUAAUUUUUAAUUUUUUUUUUUUUUUAGUUUCAGGGGUAGAAUUUAAUGAUUCAUCAGUGGCAUGUAAAACCCAGUACCCUCCUUAAUGCCCAUCACCCAGUUACCCCAUCCCCCCCCACCUCCCCUCCAGCAACCCUGUUUGUUUCCUAUAGUUAAGAAUCUCUUAGGGUUUCCCUCCCUCUCUGUUUUUAUGAAAUCUUGCCAUUUGCAAUGACGUGGAUGGAACUAGAGGGUACUACGCCAAGAGAAAUAAGUCCGAGAGAGACAAAUACUGUAUGAUUUCACGAAUAUGGGGAAUUUAAGAAACAAAAGAGAUGAACAUAGGGGAAGGGAAGGAAAAAUAAGAUAAAAGCAGGGAGGACCACAGGUUCUUAAAUUGGUCUGGGCAGUAUCUCCCCAGUGUCCUGGAAGUAGCUGUCACGUGUUGGCUGCAGCUAGUCAUCUGAAUGUUUGACCAGGGCUUAAAGGAUCUGCUUCCAAGAUGGCUUUGAGCAUCAUAGAGCUUUGAACAGGAGGCCUCAGUUCCUCGGUGGAUGUUGGAAAAGGUCUGAGUUCCUCACCACGUGGGUUCCUCUACAGGACUACCUGAGGGCCUUCAUGCCACGGCGGCUGCCUUCCCUCAGAGCAAGUGGCCAGAGAGGAGAGCGCAAGCAGGAAGCCACAGGGCCUUCUGUGACCCAGUCUCUGAAAUGACCAUCCCUUCUGCUUUCUUCUCUUCCUUAGGAGUCACUAAGUUUCUGGGGAGGGGCAUUAGGUUCCACCUCUUGCAAGGAGUACCAGAGAACUUGUGGAUGGAUCUUCAAAAAACCACCAUACCUACUAACAGCUUGGGAGAAUGAUUCGGUUCAGUCGACCUUUGUAGAUGUGUACUGACCAUUCUACCUGCUAGAGGCUGUCCUCGAGAUCCCACUGGGUUGCCUAAAGUUUACCCAGGUGCCGAUCAGCUGCUGCCAUGUCAGUGGCGACAAGGGAUACAACAGCAUCAAGGGAGUGCUGUAACCACUAUGGAUUGGUUGGAGCCAGACGUAGAAGUGCAGUGCUUUCUCUGCAAAAUCAGCAGGAACAAUGAAUUCUACUUUCUCAGGAUCCUGCUCCUUCCACGAGGAAGACAGUAUGACUAAAUUCCAGGAAGCUGUGACCUUCAAGGACGUGGCGGUGGUCUUCACGGAGGAAGAGCUAGCUCUACUGGACAAGGCCCAGAUAAACCUGUACCAGGAUGUGAUGCUGGAGAACUUCAGGAACCUUGUCUCAGUGGGAGACAGGAUUAAAAACAACAUUUCACAUCUUCAGGGAAAAGGGUUGAGUUAUCUCUCUCAAGAAGUGCUCUACUGCUGGCAGAUUUGGAAACAAAGGAUCAGUGAAUUAACUGUGAGUCAGGAGUAUGUCAUGAAUCUUCAAGGAAAUUAUCCCCAGCAUUUAGAAGGAGAUGUUUCUCUCUGUGAAGAGUGGGCAGGAGUGUCUCUUCAGAUUUCUGAAAAUGAAAACUAUGUAAUAAAUGCCAUUAAUUUAGAAAAUCAAGAUGGCACAGAAGGGAAAGGCCUGACACGAGUCUUUACCCCAGAAUCUUGGAAGGGAGCCAACAUGAUGACUGAGCCCCAGAAUUCUCAAGGACAAUAUGAGAGAAUUCAUGUGGAAGAGAAACUGUAUGGAUGUGCUCAGUGUGAUGACAUCAGUCAGACAUCAUGUGAUCAUGGUGAUUCCCAAGAAUGUAAAGAAGAGGAACCUUGUAGAUACACUGACUGUGGGAAACACUUGGCUAUGAAAUCAACAGCCAAACAACAUAACGUGGCUCCUGUGGUACCACAACCUGUCAAAUGUAAUAACUAUGGUGUGGGCUUCAUAGAUGGUGCAGACCCUCCUGUUCAUCACAGUGCUCACAUAGAAAAGUCUUGUAGAUGUGACCAGUGUGGAAAGGACUUUAGUCAGAGCUCAGAUCUUAUUGUUCACUAUAAAGCUCAUUCAGAUGACAAAGCUUAUGAAUAUCAAGAGUGGGCAGAGGGCUGCAAGCAGAGCCCAGACCUUCCCAGAUAUCAAAAGGUCCCCUUGGGAGACAAACCCUAUAAAUGUCUCGAAUGUGGCAAGGUCUUCAGGCGCAACUCCUCUCUUCACAACCAUCACCGGGUCCACACAGGGGAGAUGCCCUAUAGAUGUGAUGUGUGUGGGAAAGGGUUCGGAUUUAGGUCACUUCUUUGUAUUCAUCAGGGAGUCCACACAGGGAAAAAGCCCUAUAAAUGUGAGGAGUGUGGGAAGGGCUUUGAUCAGAGCUCCAAUCUUCUUGUCCACCAGAGAGUCCACACUGGAGAGAAGCCCUACAAAUGCAGUGAGUGUGGCAAAUGCUUCAGUUCAAGCUCUGUUCUUCAAGUCCACCGGAGGCUGCACACAGGGGAGAAGCCUUACAGGUGCGGUGAUAGAGGCUUACUCAGUCAUUGGGAGGGCUGGGGCAGCAAAGGACAAGGACGCUGCCACCCAUCAUGUCAUCCUGCAGCUCUGAAGCAAGGGUUCUUAAGAGCAUUCCAGGGACCUACUGUGGAUCUCAAGAACUUCUUCAAAACUCCCAUCAACUGUCAUAUGCUGCUGUGGCAAAGUAGUGAUAAUUGACAGAUGGACGGUUUGUGGCAAUGACAAUAAUUGGAGAUCAAAUUUCCGUGAAUGGAUCUGCCCAGGAAGGAAAUUAUAAUUGAGAUGGGUACAAGUGAGGACUUAAGGCCAGUCAAAAUCUGUAGAUUUUUUAAAGAGAGUACCCACUAGAAAGAUAUUCAAAAGAGUGCUCAGAAAUGAAACCCAUGUUAUUAGUGUGGUAAGAAUGUUAGUCCAUUCUCAGGUUUUCAAAUCCAUUAGAUUUUCUACACAGGGAGAAGCUCUAUAAAAGUGAUAUUUUACGGGCAUGGCUGUGUGUUUAUCUCGGUGGUUCUAUUUCUCGGAUCCCAUAGAGACUCCCAUUUCCCAGAAACCCUUGCAGUUAAGAGCUGGUCCAUGUGAUAGAGUGCCAAGCAACAGAGUAUGAGCAAAAGUAAUAUAAGCUACUUCCAGACCUGGCCCUUAGAAACAUCUUGUGAUGUCCUCUGGCCAUCUUUCCUGUCAUGGUGACCUUGGAGGCUGGAUUGAUAAAAGGUGGCUAUCUGACCUGUGCUGGACGUUGUUUUUCUUGAGUAAGAAAUAAACAUUUAUUGUGUUAUACUACUGAUAUUUUGGCAGUUUAUUUGUUGCUAGUAUUGCCCAGGCUAUGCCAACUAUGACAGAGGGAUUUAACAGCAACAUAUUUCACGGUCAUUGGAGUUCACAGAAGAAAGCAACUUUAUAAUUGAGUUCAAAACUUGUAAGUCGUUAAGGCUAUAUGUGGCAGUGCAGCUGUCUAAAAUGGUGUGGCUAGGACUUCUUCAGUGAGAAUCUUCAUUCAUUGGUCUGUGCAUAAAAAAGAAAUGUUCCAGAUAAUGCACAGGUGGUAGAACUGUAGCAAAAGUGCAAUCUGUAGACAUAAAUCCCGUGCAAUAGAAAACUCUGUAAGGUGUAAUAAUGGGAAAAGUUUGUCAAUAAGAAAUUAACUAGACUAGAUGUCCUGCAGGUAGUCUUAAUAAAGUGAAUUAAGUAAAACUAAUAUUUAAUGAAGUGGCUAACAACUUACAGAAGAUCAAGAGUGUUCAUCGUCAGAAGCUGGCAGCACCACUUCUCAACAAUCUUUAAUAAAAAUGGGGUUUUAUUUUUUUUAUUUUUUAAAAGAUUUUAUUUAUUUGAGAGAGAGAGAGAGAGAACACAUGAGAGGGGGAAGGGUCAGAUGGAGAAGGAGACUCCACACUAAGCAGGGAGCCCAGUGCGGGACUCGAUCCUGGGACUCCAGGAUCAUGGCCUGAGCCGAAGGCAGUCGCCCACCCAACUGAACCACCCAGGCACCCCUAUAAAAAUGGGGUUUGAGAAGGUGCUCAUUUUGUCAAGUUCCUUCCAUAAUUGUGAUUUAAUUUGGGAUUAUAGAUGGUUUUGGGAGGAGGAGAUAUAUCCACAGUAUCUUUUUUCAUCUUCACAAAUAAUGUCUUUUGUUGGUAUCUUAGUUGACCUAUAGGUUUCUUCAUUUGGAUCAUCUUUUCUUCCUAGUUUUUCUUACAUUAUGAUUUCCUAUGAGUUAUGGUUUAUAUAUGGAACAGCCAUUCAAAAUCAAAUAAAACCAUCCCUAAAAUGUUGCUUUCUUACUGAUCCAGGUGAGCAACAGUGAAACAUUAAUAAAACCCAGUGUCAGUAAGGGAAUGGAAAAACCAGCGGUUGGUGGGAAAAAAAUACAGGUGCAACAUUUCUGGAGAGGAAUUUGUCUAUAUGUAUCAAAGCGUAUAAAGUGCAUUAUCUUUGAAUUAAUAAUUCCACUCCUCAGAAUUUAUCUUUACAGUAUAAUUGCACAAGUGGGGAAAGAUGGGUUUCAGAAGGGAAUAUAUUCCAAGAAUAUUUACAAUAAUAAAAGUUGUAAACAACCUGAAGAUACGUAAAAGAUUGAAUAAAUUAUGGUACUUACAAAAAAUGAAACAAAAUAUCACCAUUAAAAAUGAUGUAAAAAUUUCCACAUACAGUUUGGAGAAAAAAAUCACGUUGUAAAAGAUCAUUACGGAUGACCCCUGACUUGAUACCCAAGUUUUACAGCACAGAGUAGUACUGGGAGUGGUCCCCUCCACCACUCUACGCUUCACUUUUCAGUGUUGUUUCAAGGGUUGUUUGGACUGUUUAAUCCAAGUGAGGAUAUGCAUAAUGCAGGAAAUGCUUUCCCAAAAUUAUUUUCCUUUCUCUAUAUUCAGAUGCUUGUGAUAACAAUUUUGUCACUAGACAUUCACCAAUCCUUAAUAUGAUGUUUUUCCCUAAUGGGUUGUGAGUAGAGCUCAUGGUGGAGAGGGUAGGUUGUUUGGAGAAAGCAAGUCCUGGUGGAAGAUUGUGAGGUUUUGCUUUAGAAAGUUGCUGCCAGAGAUGGAAGGCAAUGGGCUUGACCUAUCACCAGGUGGCUGCUGUAAUAUAGUUCCUUGCAUGGGCAAUUACUGUAAAUGGACUGUGGGAAAGCCAGCUGUCCUCUUACUACGUGGCCUUCCUUUGUGUUUCUGUGCUGAUUAUUCCAUGUUUUACAAUCCUUGGCUUACUGACCCUCAUCUUGUAUGUCUUCCUAUGUAACCCAACUUUUACAGACCAGUAGCUAGGACUUUGGAAGUGGCAAUGAUUGCAGUUCAGUCUAGGGGCAAGUUACUGCCUUUAAGUUCCAAAUUCACCCUUUGGUACAUACUCUAUAAUAAUGAAAGACAUUUCUUUGAGCAUUUCUCCUUUGCAGUAAACACAAUGUUAAGCUUUCUCAGCAGAGGGUGUUUGAGGGAGAUUGCAGGAGGGAGGGAUCUCCUGAUGUCUGUAGCAGCUGCAUGACUGGUCAGCAGUGUGGAAGUGAGGACAUCUGGUCCUACUCUGCACUAGCCAAACAUCCAGAAUGCACAGUCCCUUGAUGAUCCUGCAGCUCUAGCCUGUUGAUCACAUUCCCAUGGACCUCUGGAUGUGGACCCUGCACAUUCUAGGACUUCUACCCACAGGCACACCCAUUCCCUUUGCACAUCCGUACCUGGCCACUGACUGUGGCUCAACUGUUCCCCAAAUGGAUGACAUCUGCACCCUUCCUCAUUCUGCAUGCCCAUGCAUCCCAACACCCAUUACAACUUGCCUACAAACCACCCACACCCUAGAAUGUUGCUUCCCACUUGACCAGCAACCAGGGACCACCUCUGACUCAGGCAAAACAGAAAACUUCUUUGCCAUCCAGUAGGCUACGGCUGUAUUUUCUUCAUAAAGUCUGAUGUUUGUCCAAGUUUGUCUUUCCUUGGAUACUCUCAGUAUUGUACCACAUAGGGUUUUAAAAUGUUGUACAAUUACUUUUUUUAAAGUUUAAUAAUUUGUAUAUUAAAUUUCCAUUUUAAUCACUGUGUGGUUUCUGUCUCCUUAUUGGACCCAGACUGAUCAGGUGGCAACUGUAAUUGCUGUUUCAAUGGGA